GGACAGCCAAGAGAUGCCACCUAAGACCAAAGAUAAAAGGGUGAAACGGGGUUCACAGAAGAAGAAAAAGGAAGCAGGUGUUGAGGUGGAGGCCGAGGCCAGGCUCAGGCGGGCAGUGCUGGAGCAGGAGCUGCUGCGGGACCAGCUGGCUUUGCGGAGGGAUGAAGCCCGCAGGGCCAAGGCUUCCGAAGAGCAGCUGAAGCAACGGCUGCACAGGCUGGAGGCAGAGCUGGACCAGGCCCGGAGCGAAGGGAAGGCCGUCUAUGCAGAGAUGAGCCGCCAGCGCCGGGCCCUACAGGAAAAGCUGGACACCCGCAGUGGGCAGCUGGAGGAGCAAGUGCGGGGCCUCCGGGAGCAGCUAGAGACAUGCCAGAGGGAGGCGGAAGCUGCACGGAAGGAGGCCGAGCAGGCCCUGGGAGAGCGGGAGCGGGCGCUGGCGCAGCUGCAGGCCCAUGUGGAGGACAUGGAGGCCAAGUACGAAGAGGUCCUGCAGGGAAACCUGGACCGGCUGCUGGCCAAGAUGCGUGCAGUCAGGCCUGAGUGGGACGGGGUCGCACAGAGGCUCCAUGCGCACCACAAGGAGCAGCUCCGCCAGUUUGGACUCAACCCCCUGGAUCUCUGA
Sorex fumeus (smoky shrew) is the source of this 622-nucleotide messenger RNA. RefSeq names its product coiled-coil domain containing 153 (gene DRC12). The transcript is spliced from 6 exons. The coding region runs from base 14 to 622 and encodes 202 amino acids. Lineage: Eukaryota; Metazoa; Chordata; Mammalia; Eulipotyphla; Soricidae. The record is from RefSeq and is a predicted model, not a curated record.